Radiomyces spectabilis is the source of this 2599-nucleotide messenger RNA. Its product is annotated as SPX domain-containing protein. Bases 44 to 2353 code for a protein of 769 amino acids. NCBI's taxonomy places the organism in Eukaryota, Fungi, Mucoromycota, Mucoromycetes, Mucorales, Radiomycetaceae. Gene Ontology annotation, biological process: monoatomic anion transmembrane transport; phosphate ion transport; polyphosphate metabolic process. The transcript has 2 exons. Gene Ontology annotation, molecular function: phosphate transmembrane transporter activity. The record is from RefSeq and is a predicted model, not a curated record. Gene Ontology annotation, cellular component: membrane.
UUCUUCUUCUCCAUCCUCUCUUCAUUCAGUUAAAUUUUACACGAUGAAGUUUUCCCAUUCACUGCAAUUCAAUGCAGUGCCUGACUGGAUUGAUAAAUAUGUCGCCUAUGAUCACCUCAAAAAAUUGAUUUUUCAAAUUGAGAAGGAACGUGUCGAGUCCGCGAAUUACCAAGGAGAUCCGGAAAAGAAGCCAGAAACAACCGACGAGAAUGUGUUUCUCAACGAACUUGAUUUGCAGCUCGAGAAAAUCUUUGAUUUCUAUACUCAAAAGGAGUACGAACUGUACAGCUCUCUGGACCAUAUCGAAUCAAGCCUGUCUAUGCAUAAUAAUAAGCAUACUUUAUACCCUGGUAUUGUCGAGCAUGAACCCCUUGAAAAUUUGGAUUCCACGCUCCACCUGCCUGUCACGGCCAAACCGACCAUUCUAGAUGACAAAUUACCCAACAAACGCAGGAUGUCGAUUGAAUCCCGGCUAACCACGCAUACCAACGAAGAGCAUAUCCGGUUCGAACAACUAUUUGAUCUCCGUACGCAAUUAAUAUCUCUCUACGUUUCCCUUUCCGAACUUGAAUCCUAUAUCGAUUUGAACCGAAGCGCAUUUGCCAAAAUUCUCAAGAAACACGACAAAGUCCUCGACGGUGAUUUGCGUGACCAAUACCUGAAGAAGAUGGUGCUUGACUCUCGACCUUUUAUGCCCCAGACAACCGAUAUGCUGCGUUCCCAGAUCGAACGUGUGGAACGUAUCUACGCCGAUGCUUUCUGCAACGGACAUGUGCAGAUCGCUAUCCGACAGAUGAAGACCCAUCUCCGUGACCAGAUUACCUAUGAUCGCAACACCGUCUGGAAAGACAUGGUGAGCCAAGAGCGCAAAACACUCGAUGCUCAUGUCAAAGACGCCAAACCACCGAAAUCGUACAAGCUCCCAUUCGUCUCGGCCUAUGUGCGUGCUGAAAUAUUGCGUUGCAUUCUCUGUUUCCUGUUCUCGAUCGUCGUUUUCAUCAUUCUUCUCAAUGUCAACACCUUUGGUACCAAGCAAGAAAACUAUUGCUUCGCUCUACUCAUUUUCGCUGCCAUUAUGUGGGCGACGGAAGCGAUUCCGCUGUAUGCAACCUCCCUCCUGAUUCCUUUCCUUAUUGUUCCCAUGGGAAUUCUCAGGACCGCCGACGGAGCACAAAUGGCUGCCAAAGCGGCCGCCAAAUCAGUGUUUGCAUCCAUGUUCAGCGGAACGAUUAUGAUGCUUCUGGGUGGGUUUGCUCUUGCAGCCGCACUUUCAAAAUACGGUAUUGCCAAAGCUUUCGCUUCCCAUGUGCUUUCCCGAGCCGGCACUCGACCUCGUUGGGUUCUUUUGGCCAUCAUGUGUGUCGCCGGGUUCUUGUCCAUGUGGAUCUCCAAUGUGGCGACGCCCGUUCUCUGCUUCUCGCUCAUCAACCCCAUUUUGCGCACCUUGCCUGAUAACUCACCGGUAGCCCCAUGCUUGAUCCUCGGUAUUGCUCUUGCCAGUUGCAUUGGUGGCAUGACUUCCCCCAUCUCAUCACCGCAGAAUAUCGUGACCUUGCAAUAUAUGAACCCUAAUCCUGGAUGGGGAAUUUGGUUCGCGGUGGCCUUGCCUAUUUCCAUCAUCUGUAUCUUUGUCUGCUGGGGCGUCCUGUUGCUUGUCUACCGUCCUGAUCGUGUCACUCCUCAGUUGAACAAAGUCAAGCCUACCAAAGAUCGAAUUACCAAAACGCAAGUCUACGUCAUGUUCAUCACAAUUCUUACUAUUGCUCUUUGGUGUGCGGAAACGGCCAUGGAAGAAUAUAUCGGUGACACGGGUGUCAUUGCUGCUGUGCCCUUAUUCAUGUUCUUUGGUACCGGUAUCUUGAGCAAAGAUGAUCUCCAUGGUUUCCUCUGGUCGGUCGUUGUCCUCGCCCAAGGUGGUAUGGCACUGGGCCAUGCUGUCACUUCUUCCGGUCUGUUGCAGGAUAUCGCUAUGCGUAUCACGGACGGUGUGCAAAAUCUCGAACCGAUUGCUAUUCUGGCGAUUUUCGCUUUCCUGCUCUUGGUGUUCUCCACCUUUGUCUCUCACACCGUCGCCGCCUUGAUUAUUGUCCCCAUUGUUCGCGAAGUCGGAAUGAAAUUACCUGUCCCUCAUCCGAAUUUGCUUGUCAUGGGUGCCGGCCUUGCCUGCUCUGCCGGUAUGGCUCUACCUGUUUCUGGCUAUCCCAAUAUGUCGGCUGUCAUGCUUGAAGGACCCACAGGCAAGCCUUACUUGCGUUCCAAAGAUUUCUUGGUCGCGGGUAUUCCCACCAGUAUUGUAUGUACUGUCCUCAUCUUUACCUUGGGUUACGGUAUUAUGACCGCCGUUGGUUAUUAAGACCAUCCAGCAAAUUUCAACGCAAUCCCCACCUUGUAACGUAGUCUUCACAUUUCUUCCUUUCUUUUUUUCUCUCUCUAUUUCCUGCAUGCCUUCCUUGUAUCCCUUGUUAAUUAUCUGUCUCGUAAUUCCUCUCAUUGCUUCAUAGCUUAUACAUAGUCAUUUCAAAAGGAUAUAUAAAUCAUAUUUACUGCAUAAUUCCAGAUUCAAGAAAGUCUGCAUGUUGUUAAAUGUGGUGAAAUUAGG